This is a messenger RNA of Macaca mulatta (Rhesus monkey), 901 nucleotides long. Lineage: Eukaryota; Metazoa; Chordata; Mammalia; Primates; Cercopithecidae. The record is from RefSeq and is a predicted model, not a curated record.
AUGGCGCCGCGCGGCACGUGGCUUCCCGCGCUGUUGGGUGUAAGGACCCCAGUCGCUGGGCCGCCAUUCCGGAGCGCCAUCGAGAGGUCCUACGGGCGCGCGCGGACCCCCGAGUGCGGCUGGAAGCCCUGGGCCGUUGGUAGAGUGGAAGGGGAUAAAGGGAUCGGUGGGCGAGCGUCCCCUGUGGCCGGACCUCCCCUCACCGCCCUUCCCCAGCAGCUGGUGACCACCAAUCCCCCUGAGCUAGCUGUGCACUGUUCGACCACCACCUUCUGCCUCCUGCCAGAUGUGGGGGCCGCGGUCACCCAGCUGUCUGCCCUCUGCGGUGUGGACCCACCACAGUCACAGCCUCAGGACCAGGAGUCGGAGCCAGAGCUUGUCCUGAUGGGGUGUCUGGCUGCUUCUCCUCGCUGCUCACAGCAGUCCUGGUGCCUGGAGCUCGAGAUGGAGGCCUUCAUGUCAGAUGAGGCAGUGGUCACAGUGCCCGGCCUGCCGGCCCCACAGUACACCCUCAGGUACUACCUGCUGUACCUGGGCCAGGUUCAAGAGUGGGCCACAGCUCUGAGCCAAGGUGAACGAACUGUGUGUGGGCAGGCUGGGGUGGCCCGUGCCCCUGGGCCUGAGUCUGUGUGCUCCCCACCUAGUGGAGACAGCACUGUGGACCUGGGCCGUGGGGCAAAGGCUGUGCCCAGACCUGCUGCCCAACCUUGGCCCCAGCCUGGCCACCCACGUGGACACUAGGCCAGCCAAGAAGCAUGGGACCCAGGCCGAGUGAACUUGGCUAUAGUCCAGGCCUGCUCACCUGCUACACAACCUUAGGCCUCCGGGUCUCACUGGAUGGCAGGGAGGCUGAAGAGUAGGUCAGCCACUAUGGGAGCUCAAUAAACACUUCCCAGACUCA